Messenger RNA from Exophiala xenobiotica, 1107 nucleotides. RefSeq lists its product as uncharacterized. The transcript is spliced from 7 exons. The coding region runs from base 1 to 1107 and encodes 368 amino acids. Lineage: Eukaryota; Fungi; Ascomycota; Eurotiomycetes; Chaetothyriales; Herpotrichiellaceae. The record is from RefSeq and is a predicted model, not a curated record.
AUGGAUAUUCAAGGCUUCCUGGACCAUGUGAACGAUCUGUCUGACUUGGAGUUGGCUGUUCUCCUCAGCCUUGUUGCACAGCACCAUUGCUUGAUCAAAACUCCUGAUGUGCACCUCGAUGAUGUGGCUUCAGAGCUGGCCCCGAUUGUCACAGAUAUCUUCAGCCUCUCAUAUAUCAUCAUCAACCAGGAUUCUUUGCAAUCUGUCGACUCCUUUGUAUCGGCUAUACUGGAUGACACGAGCGAGUUUGGCGAGACACCCGACCAGUCUGACAAUGACAUUGAAAAUGGCGGUGCUCUGCGCUCCAGAAUCGCUGGUGUCGACUUCCGUGGAGCAACCUCAGCUCACAACGGACUAUCGAAGCUGGAUAGUAGAAAAGUUGUCAACGUUGUAAUUGCGAAGAAUUUCGAUCGUGCCCAUGAGGAUGUGCAAAUACAGGCUCUCGAGCUCAUUCGGAGACGGAGGAUAUUCAGUCGAACAACAGUACAUACUGCUCCAAAGGUGUUCCUUCUGCUUCCGGUCGUUUCGACCUCUUCGCACGUCAGAUUGAACAAGCACCUUAACGAUCGAAUCUUCAUGUCGCAUCAGCACAGACCAGAAGAUGGGUUUCCGAACCUCGAGGAGCUGGAUGAGGCCAACAAUGUGGACGACAAUAAUUCCACGUAUUCGUACUCCACGUCGCCUAGUAUAAGACGUCAGAAAGCCGUCGCAAGUCGCCGCAUAACUCCAAAGCUGAUCAUAGAGCUUCGUGCUCAGGGGCAAGCAGCAACAAUCACCCCCGAAAUCCGGAGAUAUCUCCAAGAUGUGGUGGCUUUCCUCCGUAUGGAGAGAGGUAUCGACGGAGGCGUUACUCCUUAUGCAACGACUUUGUUCCUUGCUCUGGCAAAGUACCUUGCACCAUUCCACGGGUUAGAUUAUGUCACUCCAUCGCUUGUUGGGUUGGCAGCUAGAAAGAUAUAUCCACAUCGACUUGUGAUAGCCACUCCAGGUCGAGAACGCAGCACGCUUUAUGGCACGGAUCUGGCCACUGCACGAGAGCUGCUAGAAGACCUUGAUCCAGAGAAGGCCAUCCAGAACGUGCUGGAUACCGUUGAGUGUCCGACAUGA